CGCGUCCAAUUGGCCGCCUGCUCUUGAACACGUGACGCUAUCAGCUGUGGUAUAAGUUGAAGAGAGGGUCAGAUGUAUGAGUCAGUACCGAGAUCUCUUCCGUUGAAUGAACUGUCCUAAGUGAUACCUUUUUUUAAAAUUAAUACUACAAGCUGGACUUUCAGCAGUUGUGUGCGCCGAAAACGGUGGACUGUUUCCAGUGAAAGUGGUUUCCAAACACAUGCCAGGAUGGUACCGCAGAAUACCAUGUUUAACAACAACAAUCGUUCACCUUCUUCGCCAGAGUCCUGCAGCGACUUCGGCUCUCAGCAAGUCGACCCGUCCUCCAAUACCCCGUACACCGAUGCCACAAACUGCAAAAAGGUGACAAACCACAUCAAGAGACCUAUGAACGCUUUCAUGGUCUGGUCUCAGAUUGAACGGCGAAAGAUUUCGGAAAUUCAGCCGGACAUGCAUAACGCCGAAAUCAGCAAGCGGCUGGGGAAGCGAUGGAAGCUCCUAGGCGAAGAGGACCGUCAGCCGUUCGUUGAAGAAGCCGAGCGACUGAGGUUGCUACACAUGCAGGAGUACCCAGACUACAAAUAUCGGCCUAGGAAGAAGGCGAAACCAGCGAGCAGCAAAAGUGAGAGCGGUAAGCCAACCAAACAUUCUGUGAAAAGUCAUAAAGCUGACAGACAUAAGUCUGUGAAAUCAGUGAAAAGUGCUCUUUCUACAACUCAUCAGUCCUGCACGGCGCAGGAGUUCACUAGUGCUCACCAAACUGCCGCUAACAGACUGAAACUGCGUCUGACCAUUGACAAGAAAUUCAAGGAUAGCAUUAAGGCUAGUAAACACGUGCCCAUGUCUGCCAGCCAACUCACCCCACCUGCCAAAGUCCCUUCCAGUCCGACGGUGUACAGUCCGCCAACCCCGGAGUCGACGAGCUUUUACCCGGACACGCCAGUGGCCUCCCCUCAGGAAGAUAUCAAACCUCAAAUCAUUCACCCUGUGACGCGUACCGAACAAGCCAUGCAGGUGGAGACGUCGUCGACGCUGGCAGACCUAGACAAUUUGGCUGACGUUCUUCAGCUGAUGCCCAGUAACUGGCAGCUAGAACUCGGCAAUUUGGACUUGAGCAAACUCGCUGAAACGGACUUAAAUUUCGACCUGCAAAAUAAUCUCAAUGGGAACUCGCAUUUCGAAUUCCCGGACUACUCAACGCCAGAAGUUACCGAGAUGAUCGAAAGUGAUUGGCUAGACUCUGGUCUAGGCUGUCUGAUAUCAACGCAGUGACUUCUAAAACAAUCUUAAAGAAAAAAUGAUCAUCCUUGUAAAUAUAUCCAAAGACAUCUAAGUGCAUAUACUAAAGAGACUUGUACAUUUCUGUAAUUAUAUCAUCCCAGCCGUUUUUUGUCGCGGACCAGUGACUUGUUAUACAUAGACUUGUAUAUAGAUAUAUAAAUAUAUAUAUUAUAUACACCUACACGAAACUACAUGUUGUGGAUAUUUAUGUCUGGACAGAAGACAUGUUGACAUUCUACUUUGUGAUCACAAGAAAUUAUAUUAUUAUAUUGACGAAUAUUACGAAAAGUCUAUGCAGGGAAGGCCUUUGCAGUAAAAAUGGACCUUUCCAUGCCUUAUAUUUUUGUACGUCCCUGUCUCGAACACCACAAGAACUGGCCCACAACGUGUCCGCCGUGGUCCAGACCUCCUGUUAUACCCCCCAGUUAAACCUGCGGCAGGGAGUGGGGAAGCCGAUGUGCCUGUGUACAUUUUAAGCCAACUCGUGUUGAUUUUUCAGCGAGGUCUGUAUGUGCAUUUCUCCCCCCUCUACUCACCCUGCUUGAGGGGAAACAAACUCUGAAGUGGGACUGUGCUAUAGGAACCUGUGUAUCGCCGAAACUUUCUUCACAACUUCAUUGCUCCGAUAGAUGGUCAUUCUAUAUAGGAUCUUUACCAUUCAUCAUUGACAGAUUGCUAUAUAUAUUUAUAUGUAUAUAUAUAUAGCAAUGUGUAGAUUGCUAGUGAUUUUUCCGUACUGAACAAGAUGUGUAAAAUUGUAUUUUUAUGAAGUUUCUGAGAACGACUUUAAAUAAGAAAAAUCAUUAUUGAUAUUGCGCUGUGCAUUUUAUGUGUAUAAGUGUUGAUAAUAGAAAAAAAUCAUAACGUUUCAUCAAAGUUACUUUUUAUAUAUAAUUUUGGAAACCUUUUUUUUUUUUUUUUUUUUAUACAAUAGAGCUCUUGUACUAUAACUAACGUUUAUACCGAACCUAUAUUUAGCAAAAACGGCCUUAAUUUGUUCGGGGACUCUAGUAUUUAUAUGUAUGGGUAAGGCAAGGAUAAGUUAAAACACCCCGCAAUAGUUUUUACAUGGUUGGUUACAAUUGUGAGUUUAGAAUCAAGAUCAGAACAAAAAACAGUACUCUAUUUUUGGCACGGAAGGCCACUUCGAAUGUUCUUGUAUAUUAUACCAUCGUGUACCACUUGGUCGAGUCGUACAUUUAACAAAAAUGAGAAAUAUAGACUUAACUUUGACAAGAUAACUAUCCUGCUUGUUGUUGUUGACGGUCAUGGCAUGCCAUGUGUUGAGUCGUUCUGUCUCUGUUAUGUGUGCAUUAGCUCACUCAGUGCUGUCCCUUUAACCAAGUUAACUUUUAGUCGCAAUUAUAUUUGCACUAGCUGCCCGAGCCUAAGAGGGUUUCCGUUUUAUAUA
This is a messenger RNA of Liolophura sinensis, 2692 nucleotides long. Its product is annotated as transcription factor SOX-11-like. Gene Ontology annotation, biological process: brain development; neuron differentiation; positive regulation of transcription by RNA polymerase II. The record is from RefSeq and is a predicted model, not a curated record. Gene Ontology annotation, molecular function: DNA-binding transcription activator activity, RNA polymerase II-specific; RNA polymerase II cis-regulatory region sequence-specific DNA binding. Gene Ontology annotation, cellular component: nucleus. The coding region runs from base 229 to 1272 and encodes 347 amino acids. The transcript has a single exon. Lineage: Eukaryota; Metazoa; Mollusca; Polyplacophora; Chitonida; Chitonidae.